GAAACGGUUUGGCACAAUAAUUGUGAAAUUGUCCUCUAGAACGUGAAUAGAGAGCCUUCUGUCAAUAGUUAGGGACUGAAAUUGUUGUAUAUAGUGUACUCUCAUCAACUAUUUCUGAAAAUUUUUCAGCACCCACAAUGCCAAUAGCCCCUCCUUCAAAUUUGUUCUGGAUCCACCCCUUGGCCAAACAGACUGGAAAUAUAGCAGAAAUUAUACAAAAUAUUGCAUCAGAAAUCAAACUGAGAUCUUGUACUUAAAAUACAAUGAUUUGAUAUCAACCCCCCAUUCAGUGCUUCAGUAAUGGGAACAACUGACAAAUACACACAGGUGGUUUAAGCUAAUCAUACUAUUGUGACCUUGUUAUUUAAAUGCAUUCGUUUGAUACAUGCAAUAAUAGUUACGGAGCUGUUAACAUCGCACCUGAUGACGAUGCAUCUGCCAUUCUUAUUCAGAGCCCUGCUUAUGCUGUUGUGUAAUUUGCCAAAUUCCCAUCAAACCAUUCUGAGAUUGCCAUGUGGACAUGUUUUUGCUGAUUUUAAAAUAUACGAAGUUGGAAAAGCACUGUCAGGAAGUGUCAUCCAAAUCACGACUGGAACAAAUGAAUUAGAUUGCAUUCAGUCAUGUACAGGGCACAAAAAUUGUCUCUCAUACAACAUCAACCCAGGGGAGAAGAAAUGCGAGCUCAAUAGCAAGACAAGCUACCACGAAGGUGCUGCGCUGGUAUCCAGACCAGGCUGGAUUUACAAAUCGACAAAUUAUAACGAGACCUUGAUUGGCUCAACAUGCCAGGAACUGCAGCCGUGUCCUACUGAUAUGCUCUGCAAAGAUACAUGCAAUUAUCAAUUCUAUGAGUGCAUUCAAUGCAAUCGAACAAUGCCUGAAAUGCUGUGUGCCCUGCAAAACGUUUCAACCCGAUGUGAAAGCAACGCAUGCCAAAACAACGGAAAUUGCUCUGAAUCAGGUAGUCAGCACACAGGUACCAGUUGUGAUAAAGACAUUAUCACAUGUGAAAAAACUUCCUGUUUGAACGGAGGGACGUGUGAAAAUUUUGGAGGUAUCUUUUCAUGUCAGUGCAAGCCAGGAUACAUUGGAGCGCGAUGUGAACAUGAUAUUGACGACUGUGUAAGUAACCCAUGCAAGAACGGGGGAACGUGUGUGGAUGGCGCGAAUCAAUGGACUUGCAAUUGUCCCCCUGGUUUCGGUGAAAGUGUAUGUUAUCCAAAAUGUGGCCUAUCUUUAAAUGGAUCGUCGGGCAGUAUUGCAAGCAGAAAUUAUCCAUCUAAGUACCCACAUGAUCAUACUUGCUUGUGGACAAUCAAACUUGGUAUUGUCUCUAAAGUCAGGAUCGAAUUCCUCGAUUUCGUCCUUGAGGAUGAUAGCUCUUACCAAUAUGAUUCAGUGAAAAUAUUUGAUGGUCCAAGCACAGCCUCUCCUCUGAUCGCCAAACUUAGUGGAUUAACAUUGUCAGUAAAAACUUACAUUUCAAGUGGAAAUUCUAUCACUAUUCGAUUCAAGACUGAUAAUGACCGUGCUAAAAAAGGAUUUGAAUUGACAUGGAGUGAAAUUCCAAUGUUGAUGACUUUACCAGGGGCAUCGAAGGCAUUGAAGGAACUAGAACGUUGCGCUGAAGCUGCACAUCCAGCUGCAAUUGCAAGGGUUUGGACCUUCUGUUCCGUACACACGUAUCAAAAUUGGACCAUUCUCCUUCUAAUGGUCAGCCUAAAGGUUUCCGUUCAAACAAUUCUGAGAUUGCCAUGUGGACAUGUCCUUGCUGAUUUUAAAAUAUACGAAGUUGGAAAAGCACUGUCAGGAAGUGUCAUCCAAAUCACGACUGGAACAAGUGAAUUAGAUUGCAUUCAGUCAUGUGCAGGGCACAAAAAUUGUCUCUCAUACAACAUCAACCCAGGGGAGAAGAAAUGCGAGCUCAAUAGCAAGACAAGGUACCACGGAGGUGCUGCGUUGGUAUCCAAACCAGGCUGGAUUUACAAAUCGACAGAUUACAACGAGACCUUGAUUGGCUCAACAUGCCAGGAGCUGCGACCAUGUCCUGGUGAAAUGCUCUGCAAAGAUACAUGCAAUUAUCCAUUCUAUGAGUGCAUUCAAUGCAAUCGAACAAUGCCUGAAAUGUUAUGUGCUUUUCAAAAUGCAUCAGGACAGUGUGCCAGCAACCCUUGCCAAAACAAUGGAGCAUGCUUGGAAUCAGAUGGCAUGUACUUCUGUACUUGUAUCUCUGGCUAUACAGGUAUCAACUGUGAAGCAGGUAUAGGUACGUGCUACAGUUUGCCCUGUUUUAAUGGUGCACAAUGUGAAGAGCAAGGCACAAAUUUCACAUGCACGUGUUCAAACGGUUUUACAGGGAAAAACUGCGAGACAGAUAUAAAUGAAUGCUUGAGUGACCCUUGUCAGAACGGUGCUACGUGUAUCAAUACUAUAGCUAGCUACAGCUGCAGCUGUCUUCCUGGUUUUAAUGGUAGUCACUGUGAAACAAAUAUAAACGAGUGUGCUAGCAAUCCUUGCCAGAACUCUGGCACUUGUGAAGAUAGAGUCAAUCAAUAUUCCUGCCAGUGUGUGCCAGGAUUUACAAGCACGCAUUGCGAAACAGAUGUCAACGAAUGCUCAAGCAAUCCUUGCAGAUCUGGCUCAACAUGUCUUGAUAAUGUCAAUCAUUACAGUUGUCAAUGUGAGCCAGGCUACAGCGGCAUAAAUUGCUUUCAAGAAAUCGAUGAAUGUGCUAGCAAUCCUUGCCAGAACGGAGGAACUUGUCAAAACUUGGUAAACCAGUUUGUAUGCCAAUGCAACGUUGGAUAUACUGGUUCUCGCUGUGAACAAAAUAUUGACGAAUGUGCAAGUAACCCAUGCAAAAACGGGGCUACAUGUAUUGACGGUGUGAAUCAAUGGACCUGUAAUUGUCCCCCUGGUUUCAGUGGAACUGUUUGCUACCCAGAUUGUGCUCAAACAUUGACUGGAUCAUCAGGAACUAUUGCUAGCCAAAAUUAUCCGUCUGUCUACCCAAAUAGCCAUGAAUGCAUUUGGACAAUAAACGUUGGAGCUGGCUCAACAGUCAGACUGGAAUUUCUUACUUUCAGACUUGAAGGUAUAUCAUCUUGUUGGGAUUACGUCACAAUAACACAGGGCUCUGCAAACUCUCUAAUUGCCAAAUUGUGUAGGAGCAAUUUAAGUCAGAAAGUAUUCAUUUCGACCGAAGGUAUUGUCAAAAUAACUUUCAAGACGGACUCUUCGUUAAAUUACUCCGGCUUCGAACUGAUUUGGACGAAAAUGUAAACGGCUUAGAAUAUAUUUACCUGAGUUUGGUAGUUUCAGUACAAGAAAGAAAAGAGAGUUUUCUAUCAAUCAUCAGAAUAAAUCAUUCCGAGGGGCGCACAUUGAGCUUUAUGGGAAUGCACAUUGACCAAAGAUAUGUUGAUUUGUAUCCUAGAAUGUCGCGUAAAGGAAUGUCCUGGAAGCAUCAUUGAAAUUUUCAGAGUCCUUUGAUACUAAUGAAAAGUUUUAGCCUUAGUGAAAAAAAAUGUACCCUCACUUUUGACAAAACUAAUAAAAUGUGGCUUUAUCUUUGUGGAAAUGUUCUCCGUUUUAUGAGAAUCGUAGCUCAAGCCCACUAGAAUCUGUUCUGAAAAUUUAAAGCCCAAGAUUGUAACCCAAGAAUUUUUAACUUUAUGUAUUAAUGCUAGGUGAUUUGUUUGAUAAAAGAAGUAUGCCAUCUAAUGAAUGUUCCCACACUUUAUCAAAUAGAUAGCCCUCAUUAAACUAUAGUGACUCUACUUAGGCCUGUUAACGCUAAUUUUUCCUUCCAAUCCAUUCCAUCACAUUCUCACAUUACAGCACAGGCAUCACUCUCUUUUCAUGCGUUUGUUAAUCCGUAUUGUUUACUUAAUCUUUGCCAAUUUACGCUUCUUCUCUACUCGCCCCUCCUAUCUUUAUCUCACAUCGUUCGUGUUAAUUUUAGAUAUUCAUUUCUGUAUAUAAGUAUGUUAAUUUGUGAGUAAUUUUAGUUCAGUUCAGAUCAGAGCUAUACAGGCAAUCUUCUGUCUCUCUUCUCCAGCUCCGUGUUCUCUGCGCGUAAAAUAAAACACAACGCUAGGUUUGGAAAUGGCACGUAAUCGAUGAAUGGACUUAUUAGUUAACGAACGGCAUCAAAUAAUAACACAACAAUGCGCAAUUCUCUUUACACUAAAAAACUUUAUACAAUUUUAGGGACCAUCCUCCUGUGUAUGAGCAAUCCUCCCUCUUCAGUUUUAUAGCUAAAACUCAAAGAGAAAAAGAUUGCUCUUCUUGAUAAUACUUCUCUUACAUCUAAAAAUGUCUAAAAUUUCAAAUUUUAAUACAACUAUAAUUUUGACGCUGGAAAAAGCAUAAAGAAAGGUAACGUAAUAUUUUUCAAACACAACGUAAACCCGUUUGUUAGCUACAAUUUAGAUGCUAGACAGAAUAAUUUUACAACAAUAAAGAAAUUGAAUCUUUCAUCGAAGUUUACUGGUCAUAGAACGAGUGAUUGACAUAAGAUCUUCGACGCAAGAAACUUGUUUCCUGAUUUUUUAUUACUUCCCAUUUUUUCUUACUAAUUGAGUGGAAUAUUGAAAACGUGAGAAGUACCCAAAGGGGGAUUGAGCAUUUCUUAAAGCCAACAAAAUCUUUUGGGCAUUUUUAAUAUCAUGUUAUCAUUCAAUCUAACCAUAUCUCUAAACUCUACCUUAAGAUUGAAGUAUGUAUUUUCCUUUAUCAAUCAGCCUGCUUUCCUGGCAGGGCAAUCGUUAUCAAAUAAUUAGAAAUAAAAUGAAUUGGAAAUAUCAAUAGCUUGCAUUUUUCAGCAAACUGCAUGUAGCAUAAUCAUUAUAGAUCUAUGGCAUAACAGAACAUAACAUAUACAUGAUAAAUGUUCCAUAUUAGAUUGCAGUUCGAGCAAUUUUCAUAGGAAACUAGGCUCAGGAUUAGAAUCAGUUUCUUAGUAUCUAGCUGAUCUAGUACUCAAAGUUUUUUUAAAUAAUUUAUUUAAUACCAAGUAGAAAAAACUACUUCUAGAAACUUGUAACGCAAGGUGUUCUUCUUUUUAUUAUUGAAACAGAAAUUGGAACCUUAAAAAGUUAUAUCUAUCCAACUUAGUAAAAAAGCAGCAGUUUCUGUUUGAAGGUGAUCAGUUCUAUGAUUACUUAAGGCUCAAUUUGUUAUAGAUAGGCUCUUCUAAAAUAAAGUCUGUAUCAUCAUAGUGAAAUUUUUUAUAGAUCUAGUUUCAUGUCCAACUUUUUCUAUUCAAUUAUUUAUUAUUUAUUAGAGUUUCAUGUUAAACUAAUUUACACUUUUUAUUCGUUAGCGUGUAGCCUUCGUGUUUAUAUUAUUAGAUGACACUGUAAAAUUAAUUCAAUAUAAAUAUGAUCAUUAACGAUGAGAUAAUUAAUAUUAUAAAACAUAAUAAAAAUAUAUGGUAUUAAGACAACUGGAAAGUUCCUUGGAAUGUAAUUAGUCUCUUCUCAGUAACACGAGUUUUAGUUAGAGUUACAAGUGUAUACUUGGUUCUAAAUUAUCAAACUUUCUUUGGAAUAACCAAUACUAUUUAUUAAAAAACCUUGAUAUAUUUAUUACCAAUACUAUUUAUUAAAAAACCUAAAUAUUGUAUGUGAAGCUGAUUUUGAAAAAUUGAAACUUUAUUAGAAACUGGACCGAGACUAUUUACCAUAGCUUUUAUUUCAAUAUCUAUUACUACUUUCAAAUAUCAAAUACCUCUGAAGUUAGAGACUAUAGACAAUUUUUUAUUUUAUUCUAAAUAUAAUGAAAAACAGAAGCAUAAUGCAUGUUACUUUAGGACAACUUAUGUCCCAAAUGCUUUAGAUAAAACGUCGAAAAUGGAUUAAAAUGUGAGUGAAAUUUGUACCCAGGUAGAGACUAAAAGUAACUUGAAACGGAAAAAUCACAUCAUCAAUCAAUUACUGAUUUGUCAAAAUGUAUUUUGCUGGAACAAGAUGUAUUCAUUUUACAAUAUUUAGACAAGUAACAUUUUAUACAACAUGCUUUUUAAACCAAUGUUCCAGACAAAAAUAAAAAAAAACUUUAACUUAAGAACAAAAUAUCUUAAGAUGCCUAAUUUACAAUGUGUCACAAUUUUAUAUCGAUGAAAAUUAAAGUAAACAUGGAAAUUACCCCGUCAAAAGUUGUUUUCUUUGCUGGGACAAGCAAAUUCAAAGAAUUUCUCCUUUUUUAAUAUAUUUUAAUACAGGCUAGACUGCUAAAACGCUACUUUUCAACAAUACAGGGAACAGUACCCUGGGAAGCAAAAGCUUGUGACUACCCAAGGGCCAUUGCGUAUAGUUUAAAAAAGCUUGCCACGAGAGUUUUUGCAAUCAGAUUAAUACAAUUUGAAUGGGAUAACAUCGCAAUAAUUACCUGGCAUCUGAUUGGGGACAGAUUUUGGUCAAAUAAUUUAGGACAAAAAGGUUAAAUUAAAACAGAACAAGUCAAAAAGAACCAUUAUUUUGAAUGUGAUCAAAGGGUUUCAUUUGCAUGGUCUAUGACGAAUUGGAAAUUUUUUACUCAAAUCGACCACAUUUAUGGAUGAAUUGUAGAGUGAGUAGAAGUAUAUUUCCAAUUAGUUUAUAUUGAAAGUCUUUAUCACCUAGCUUCUUUCUAUUCAAGAAAAUACGAUAUGCAAACUAUCAUCGAUGAACGAGAUGCAAAAGUGUGACGUAGGGGUUUUAUUUGCAAAUCGAUUUAUUUGUGCUGUUUUUUAUCUCAAACCCCCAGAUAUCUCUAUACAGAUAUGAAGCGAAAAGUUUUCUGUUCUAGAGGAAAUGUUAUAGGAAAUUCGUUUCUUUUCACCAAGCUGUGUGUAAAAUCUUCUUUCGAUUGCUCAAAGAUGUGACGUGCUCCAUAGGCCUGGCUACGGGUUGAGAAAAGGAAGUUUUCAGUCUUUGCAAGUUUAUCGUACUGCUCUUAAAAAUUCUUUCAACUUUUGGCUGGAGACAUCCAUUAAAAUGACAGUUAAACUUGUUUAGAGAUGUUGAUCAAGCAAGUGCACAAGAUACAUAGAAUCAAAAUAGGAGCAAUGAAAUGGUUGCAAAAUUUGUUUGUGGUACCAUUGAAAAGUCUCCUCUUUAUUCGGAAAUUUUAGAAUGGAUGAAAACAAGAAUAGGGGUUAUAUUUCAAUAUUCUCCGUCUUCAUAACACCUUCAUCAAUUGAUGAACCGAACUGCUGUUUCUUAGAUUUCAAUCCAAGUCAACUCAAACCCUUUCUCGGCUGUGUGAUCAGUUGACCUUAAAUCAGUUAAAGGCAGUCUGUCCCCUAUUGUGCUCAACUUUAUUUUCACGGGAGUGAAAUUCACGCACCAUUGAGCUUGAUCGAUAAUUAAACAAUUUAAGCCAAUCAGUGACAGCAUGGAUUCCAGAGCUUUUGAAUCAAAUGGCUGUGCUCCCGUUGAAGUGAAGCUGUGGCUAGAAAAAAUUUAUUCCCUGUUUGGUUUGUGCGACAGAUAUGUCAACAGGGAAAAGAAAUGCUUCCAUUAUCAUCAUUCAAUUCCAGCCACUAUACCUUCUUGCAAUUUCCGAUAGCCUUUUGCUUGCAGUUUCAAAUGUCGUCCACUAUCGCAUCUAGGCCAGCCAAAGCGAGCAGCGUAAUCCGUUAAGGCGGGAAGACCAAUUGUUCAAAUUAGCCAAUCAUUGAAGGGACUGACUGCCUUUAAAGAAAGUCCUUUAAAACUCAAUGUUUUCACUGACAAGGUUGAAUCACAAAGUUUGGCGAUAAAAGGAGACCCUGUGCUUCGUCCAUCAAAUAUUGUCAUCGAAUCGUAUCUGCAAAUGAUGCUAUCAUCAAGAAUGAGAUAGAGAACUUCCACUCGGACUUUUGAGCCAUUACUAACAUCGAUUGUCUACAAUCAGUUAUUAUUAUGUGGGAACUCAGACAGAAAGUUUUUGCUUGCAAUACUGUCGGACGAUCUUUCAAAAUUUAGGCCACAUUUUAGAAUCGGAUCCAAAUUACGUUUGUUACGAUUUUAAAGAAUCUAAAGUUUGAGAACAGCAUACAUAACAUGCAAACCCACGGUGGUAGCAGAAAAUUUUGAGUCGAUGCCAACAAACGAAAAGAAUUGAGACAAAGUCAAGUUGAAUUGUUUGCAAAUAAAUUAAAAAUUGCUUUUCCUCUUUG
Molecule: messenger RNA, 8146 nt
Organism: Rhopilema esculentum
Lineage: Eukaryota; Metazoa; Cnidaria; Scyphozoa; Rhizostomeae; Rhizostomatidae
Source: RefSeq, a predicted model, not a curated record